Messenger RNA from Echinococcus granulosus, 423 nucleotides. RefSeq lists its product as hypothetical. NCBI's taxonomy places the organism in Eukaryota, Metazoa, Platyhelminthes, Cestoda, Cyclophyllidea, Taeniidae. Bases 1 to 423 code for a protein of 140 amino acids. The record is from RefSeq and is a predicted model, not a curated record. The transcript is spliced from 2 exons.
AUGGGUACCGCUAUAACGGUUAGAUUGCAGGUGCUGUGCUCAGAAGAGAGUCCGCGUCAACACCGAGUUUUGCGUGCCUGGGGUCGCAUAGGCAUGCGAAUCGGUGGCUUGAAUGUGGGACGCCUCGUCAGUUUGCACGCCGCCACACAACGCUUCCACGACCUCUUUCUCAAGAGGAUUGCUAACUCCUGGGGUGCAGGGCGUGCCAAUUUUGUCAAAUUGCAACGUCGUAUUUUCCUCUCAAACUGGAAUAAAUUGACCCCAAGAGUUAUUUGUAGGGAUUUCUAUGACCAUCCUAUCUCGUUGUACGGAACGAUGAGACCUGAGCUGAGAACUCGACGUUGGGAACUCAUUCAUUUCCUUUUCGACAUCGCCCUAAUGACUGAUGCCCUGCUGGAGUUUGGGGUCGGUCUUGACUCUUAA